Molecule: messenger RNA, 870 nt
Organism: Rasamsonia emersonii CBS 393.64
Lineage: Eukaryota; Fungi; Ascomycota; Eurotiomycetes; Eurotiales; Trichocomaceae
Exons: 3
Coding region: 1-870 (289 amino acids)
Source: RefSeq, a predicted model, not a curated record
AUGCUCUCAGGUACAGAUUCGCUGGUGGUCACCCACCCAACUACCAACUGGCCAACGAACUUUUUGCCAGAAAAGCAAGCGUUCAGCGCGCCAAAGCCUCCUCAUCCCUAUGUCCCAGGGCAAGAAUUCCGCGCUUUCUCCUAUGUACCCCCGCCUCCAAUUUAUAAUCGCUCUUGGACCGCUAAGACUAUGAGGGAACGAGAAAGUGUAGAUCCUGUGGAGCGUGGCAUAAGGAACCCUCCAGCGCCCGGACAGACAGGAACAGAUCCAAUUCACUUCAAGAUCAUCGACUCAAUCCACACAGGAGAUAAGCAUGCUGCUCAGCUUGUUACUGUUCAAAUCCUCGACCUUCCAGAGACCCCUGCAAGGGACGAUGAUACAAAGUUCUAUGGUUCAUUCACCCUCGAACUUCCAAUUCCUGACAGAGUCGAAACUCGCUCUGUCCGACUCAUCCUUAUACAACUGUUGCCAGGCAUUUCCAUGAACGCAUUGAAUCCUGCAGACUUCUCACAAGAAACACGCCAGGCUAUCAUGAAGGCGGUCGUCGACAUAGAAUCCUUGAUGUAUACCUACAAUGUUUUUCAUUGUGAUACCCAUCCACGGAACGUGAUGGUCCUGCAGGAUAAUAAUAAUCCUCCUGGGUCGCUUCAUGUCAAGUUCGUCGAUUUUGGGAACUCUCGUCAUCGGGUUCCUUACUGGGAACCCUGGUGUACCGGCGCCCGUGCAGAACGAUUUCUCCCAGGAGUGCCUAUAUCUCCUCUACUUCGCUGGGACCAAAGAAGGCACCUCCCGGAUGAAUUCCGCAACUGGAUUGAUUGGGACUGGACUCUUGGCUGGAUCGGGAGUAUGGAUCGACAAAGGAUUCCAUAA